Molecule: messenger RNA, 1005 nt
Organism: Miscanthus lutarioriparius
Lineage: Eukaryota; Viridiplantae; Streptophyta; Magnoliopsida; Poales; Poaceae
Source: the annotation of a GenBank genome assembly
AUGCAUGCUAGGACGAUGGGGUACAAAGUUGUCUUCACAGAUCACUCACUUUAUGGUUUUGCUGAUGCUGGAAGCAUUCACAUGAAUAAGGUGCUGCAGUUUACUCUUGCAGAUAUUGAUCAGGCAAUAUGUGUCUCUCAUACAAGCAAAGAGAACACUGUCUUGAGGUCUGGGAUAUCUCCAGAGAAGGUUUUCAUGGUUCCUAAUGCAGUUGAUACUGCAAUGUUUACUCCCUCCCCCAAGCGCUUAAGCUGUGAUGAAAUAGUUAUUGUUGUGAUCAGUAGAUUAGUAUACCGAAAAGGUGCCGACCUUCUUGUUGAAGUCAUUCCAGAAUUGUGUCGUCUAUUUCCAAAGGUUAAGCUUAUUGUUGGUGGUGAUGGUCCAAAACGUGUGCGCCUUGAAGAAAUGAGGGAGAAGUUCUCCCUUCAGGAUAGAGUUGAGAUGUUAGGAGCUGUACCUCAUGCUCAGGUGCGAUCGGUUCUGAUAUCUGGACAUAUAUUUUUGAACAGUUCACUUACAGAGGCAUUUUGCAUAGCCAUUCUAGAAGCAGCAAGCUGUGGACUGUUGACAGUGAGCACAAGAGUCGGUGGUGUCCCUGAGGUUCUUCCAGAUGACAUGAUAGUACUUGCAGAACCAGCUCCUGGAGAUAUGGUAAGAGCUGUCAAGAAAGCCAUCGACAUGCUACCUGGCAUAGACCCCCAAAUUAUGCAUCUUCGGAUGAAAAAACUUUAUAGUUGGGAUGAUGUGGCCAAAAGAACUAAGAUUGUUUAUGAUCGUACAAUGCAGUUUCCAACAACAAAUUUACUAGAUCGCCUUCCCCGAUAUCUUACUUGUGGAUCUUGGGCUGGAAAACUGUUUUGCCUAGUUAUGAUCAUCAAUUACCUACUAUGGCGCCUUUUAGAAUUCCUACAGCCUGCUGAAGGUAUUGAAGAAGUCCCAGAUAUAGGGCCACUACAUGCUCAUUUAAGUUCAAAGAAUGAUUUUUGUGAGGCCCAAGAGAAGUGA